CACUGAGGAGCAGCAUCAUAAAAGGCUACUGUUCACCAUGUGGAACUGUGACCAAAUCUCAAGGAGGAGUGAGCUGCUAGGGUGUAUGAGUUUUGGCGUGAGAUCCCUCAUGGACCCAGUGAAGGAGGUCAAAGGCUGGUAUUACCUACUGGGGGAGGAGCUGGGGAAGACCAAGCAUCUGAGAGUGUCCUCACAUUCCCAACUGCUCCAACAACACACCACCGAGGCUGCGUUGUCAAACCAUGGUGCUGCCCCCGAGACCACAAGACCUGAGAAUAUGCAAUGCUUAACGGUGACCAUCCUUCGAGGAAAGGACGGCUAUGGCUUCACCAUCUGCUCUGACUCCCCAGUGAGGGUUCAGGCUGUCGAUUCAGGCGGUCCGGCGGAUCAGGCAGGUCUGCAGCAGCUGGACACUGUGCUGCAGCUCAAUGGUCAGCCUGUAGAACAGUGGAAAUGUGUGGAGGUCGCCCACGCCAUCAGAAACAGCUCCAAUGAGAUCAAGGUGGUGGUGUGGCGCACUGGGCCUGCCGCCAAGCCCAGUUUCGAGGGCCUCAUCCACCGGCCCUCCUACAAGCCCUCAUCCUCCUCCAACUAUGAUGCCCCCUCGCCCCCCACCAGGCGGCGGGACAGGUCCAAGGACCGGCUAGACCGGGACAUGUCCCCCCCGGCCGUGCCCCCCCUCCCUGCCCACCACAGGACCAGCCGCCGGGUGCUGGUCAACGGCUCUGAGGGGGCUGGCGGGGGAGGGUUAGGAUGGGUAGGGGUAGGGGGGGCGUGGGGGGAGAGGGGGCGCGUAGGAAGGGGGGCAGAGGAGGUGGAUGGUAAAGUCAGGAGCCAGACCCAUAGCCAGAGCCACACAGCCACGCUGAAGGGGACUAGAGUGAAGGCGUCCAACGGGGAUAACUACAUCAUCCUGGCCCCCAUCAACCCAGGAAGCCAGGUACUGGUGGGGGAGCAGAGGCUCAUGGUCCAUCCCAGGCUCCUGCCCUACCCCCUCGAUGGCACUAUCCAGACCCUGACAUACACUGAAGAUACAGUGCUGUGA
Messenger RNA from Oncorhynchus kisutch (coho salmon), 1045 nucleotides. RefSeq names its product regulator of G-protein signaling 3-like. Gene Ontology annotation, cellular component: nucleus; plasma membrane. The transcript is spliced from 7 exons. Lineage: Eukaryota; Metazoa; Chordata; Actinopteri; Salmoniformes; Salmonidae. Bases 38 to 1045 code for a protein of 335 amino acids. Gene Ontology annotation, molecular function: protein binding. The record is from RefSeq and is a predicted model, not a curated record.